CAUGACGUCAGCGUUAGCAACCCGGAAGAGAUUUGCAAAGGGUUUGAUCGAUAACUGGUGAACUCUGGAAACAACUCUAUAUAAGUUGAUGGACAUAUGGAUAUGUGGUGUUGUGAUAUAAAAAUGUUGCAUGUGUGGAGUAGUUAGAAUGUCUUUAUUUUUGUUUUUCGUUCAACGUCAUCAUUUGUCCCUCUGCAUGCACUUAGCUAGUUCCAGUGAAUGCUAACGUUAGUAGCAGCUUGUUUGCUAUCAUCAAGCUGUCAACCCGUCUUUGUUUUGUUUUCUCGACGAGAAGAAUCUUCAUUCUUUCAUAACACAUGAGUGUAUCACUGGUAGUUAUCCGUCUGGAGCUCGCAGACCACUCUCUCUCUCCACGGGAUUUCCAAUACACGGCCGCUGAGAAUAUGUCAGAAGAGGACUUGCAGGAAAAAGCUCUGGGCUUUGCCAGGCUCUCUUUAACAGGAAAGACAGAGCUGGAGAGAGCAGCAGUCCUACACCAGCACAUCGGAAGCAGAGCAAUGGGAGACAUGGUCAUUGAGACCUUGACACCCAACCCUGACGGAGAGGCUGAGCAGAUGGGGGCGGAGGGGGUGGAAGGUGGAGGAGCCCAGCCUUCAGAGGGUCAGCCAGGCAGGAGGAGCUCUACUGAAGACACUAACAAUGAGGGGCCUGCUAAGGAGUGCGGUACAGUGGGCGUCGCCGAAGGCACAGAGACGGCUCCGGACUCGCCCUCCAAGCAGCUUCCAGACCAGAUCUCCUUCUUCAGUGGUAACCCCUCAGUGGAGAUCGUCCAUGGAAUCAUGCACCUGUACAAGACCAACAAGAUGACAUCAUUGACGGAGGAUGUGCGUCGUAGCGCCAUGUUGUGCAUCCUGACCGUUCCCUCCACCAUGACCAGCCAUGACCUCAUGAAGUUUGUGGCCCCUUUUUAUGAUGUCAUGGAGCACAUGAAGAUCAUACGCGACUCAACCCCUAACCAGUACAUGGUGCUUAUCAAGUUCAGCAGCCAGGCUGAUGCUGAUAGUUUCUAUACAGCGUGUAACGGACGUACUUUCAACUCCAUAGAGGAUGCGGUCUGUCAGCUGGUCUAUGUGGAAAGAGCCGAGGUCAUCAAGUCUGAGCAGGGCGCCAGUCUCCCUGUGAUGGAGCUGACGGAGCUUCCUAAGUGUACCGUGUGUCUGGAGAGGAUGGAUGAGUCAGUCAACGGCGUUCUUACUACACUUUGUAACCACAGCUUCCACAGCCUAUGUCUGCAGCGCUGGGAGGACGCCUCAUGUCCUGUGUGCCGCUACUGUCAGACGCCAGAACCCGUUGAGGAGAACAAGUGCUUUGAAUGCGGAGUACAGGAGAACCUGUGGAUCUGUUUGAUCUGUGGUCAUAUCGGCUGUGGGCGCUAUGUCAGCCGGCAUGCCUACAAACACUUUGAAGAGACCCAACACACAUACGCCAUGCAGCUGACCAACCAUCGUGUCUGGGACUAUGCUGGAGAUAACUAUGUCCAUAGGCUGGUCGCCAGUAAGACUGAUGGAAAGAUGGUGCAGUAUGGAUGUGAAGGAGAAACCUGCCAUGAGGAGAAGAUAGAUGCUCUGCAACUAGAGUACUCUUACCUGCUAACAAGCCAACUGGAGUCCCAGCGCAUUUACUGGGAGAACAAGAUAGUUCACCUGGAGAAGGACACUGCUGAGGAGAUCAACAACAUGAAAGCCAAGUUUAAGGAGACCAUCGAGCGGUGUGAUAACCUGGAGCGUCGGCUAGGAGAGCUGGCCAAGGACAAACAGAGCACGGACAAGAAGUGUGGUCAGUUGUCCACCCGUGUGAUGAAACUAGGUCAGGAGCUGAAAGAGGAACAGGAAAUGAACCGCUGCCUGAGAGCCAAUCAGGUUCAGCUACAGGCCCAGCUGGCCGAAGAGGAGCGUAAGGCGAGAGAUAUGGGCGAGCGGAAGGAUGGUGUGAUUGCGGAGCUCCAGGAACAGCUGAGAGAUGUCAUGUUUUAUUUAGAGACCCAGCAGCAGAUCGAAGGUCUUCCUCCGGAGACCAGGACUGAGAUACAGGAAGGUCAAAUCAACAUCGGCGCAGCAGCCCCAGGGCCUUCCGCCACCACAGGCCGAGGGCGUAGGGGCCGCUCGAAAAGGGGCAAGUGAGGACAGAACGUAAAGUUGGAUGCCGGCGGAAAUGACCCACCAAAAUGACAUUAUUGAAGCGCGUGUGUGUUGGAGUGCGUGUGAAUAUUGAAUGUCUGCCUGUGUUAGUGCUUUGCAAAGUAACUUCUUGUCCUUUAGAUGCAGGGCCCCCUCUUUGUUGAGUAAUGAAGAGAUGUUAUCCAUUUCCUAUGAAAUGGAUAAUCUCCAGAGUCUUUCUUUUUGUUAACCUGCUUGUUUACUUCUUGAAAGGAGAGAUUCAUUGAAACAAGAAAUUGAGGGGCUGGGCAGCAUACUGGUUGGUCAAGUUAAACACAAAAAGGAAAAAAAGACCUCUCCUGUUUAAAUUUGCUGGUAUUUCCUAAUUCAAAUAAGUUACUUUUUGUAUGUACGGUGUAUGUACUGUGGUAAAUGGUGGUUAUGAAGCCAAUGUUUGAUCGUUGUGAGGUACCUUAGAGCUGGUUUCCCAGCAUUCAGUCAUCUCUGUUUUAUUAAACGUCUGAUCAGUUUACCACAAAUGUCAAAACGGUCAUUCUCAGUGAUCAUCUGGUUUCUGCAUUUCCUAUAUUAUCAUUUAACAUGUCGCAGACAUCUGAAGAUCACUUAAGUCAAGUUCUUAAAAGGUUUCAUUUCAAACUGACCAGAAUCAGAGCUGUACGGUUACCUAAUUGAACGUGGUUCUUUGGCUGAUGUUUUGGAUGAGAGGUCCACCAAUACAAAAAAAAAUGGAAUACCAGAGAUUGGCAUCAACGUUAUGUUUGGGAUUUUGCUGUUUAGCGAGUUGAGCCUGAUUAUAUUUUAUCAUUAAAAUGAGAACAACUGAACUGCUAAUUAUUUCAGAGAGCCUUAAACUAAAUUUUCAGGUUUGACCUCAUUAUGUAUAGUCGGCCAAGUUAAGUGUGUUCCAUACUGGAAUUCUUUGUAUUAAAAAAAAGUCCUCUUUGAAAACGA
Messenger RNA from Esox lucius (northern pike), 3089 nucleotides. RefSeq names its product BRCA1 associated protein (gene brap). Gene Ontology annotation, cellular component: cytoplasm. Gene Ontology annotation, molecular function: zinc ion binding; ubiquitin protein ligase activity; nucleic acid binding. NCBI's taxonomy places the organism in Eukaryota, Metazoa, Chordata, Actinopteri, Esociformes, Esocidae. The transcript has 13 exons. Gene Ontology annotation, biological process: Ras protein signal transduction; protein ubiquitination. Bases 318 to 2141 code for a protein of 607 amino acids. The record is from RefSeq and is a predicted model, not a curated record.